CACAGAGCAAACAAAAACAUCAGAGUGCCCCACCUUCAUAAAAUCCCUCAUGAAUCACGAUUCCUUCCCAAUAAUUCAUCUUUUUGGUGUUUUUGUAAUUAGUACCAUUCAGCACUGGUACCAUAUCAGGAGUAAUUAAUCAUUCUAUCCUCAUCCAACCAGCACUGACUGCCACCCACUCUUACGGCAGCCUUAACUGCAGGAACUACCUUCUCUUUUCCCCUCCUAUUCGGCAUCAUAUUGACAUUCGUACUUGAGUUUUCUUCAAGAAAGAAGAAAAAGCAUAAAUUUUUUUGCUUCUUUGGGAUAAAAUUGAUUGCAGGAGGAGUAAAUUUUCGGCAUAAAGAUGAUGGGCUCGGAGAAUCAAGAAGGAGGAGAAGCCCAUCUCCAAGCGUCCAGAGAAGAGAUGGAAAGCCUAGUCCUCGACGGCGACGACGGCCGUGACCACAUUGGUAACAGUAUAACCUCCCAAUCCUACGCUAAUUACAGGAGUGCCAUGACCACCCUCUCCUCCUCCUUCGCCGCCUCUCACCAUCCUCUCUCCUUCCCUACCCCCGCCGACUCUGAUCCUCUUCUUUCCCCUCCUUCUCCUCAGCCACCACUCCUCAAAUCCCCCAAUUCCCCUAAACCCAGGACUACCGCCACCGACGACCCCCACCACCUCGAUCCUCCCUCCUACGCAGAUGUCGUUUCCAGCCCCCUCGACGAUAACAUUGAGGCCAACGGCGGCUCCGAAAGUCCCAGCCAACACUCGGAAAACUCGGCUUCAUCUUUCUCGAGAUCUCCCUUUUCCAGCUCUGAUUACUUGGAAAUUGUGGUUUCCAAUCCACAAAAGGAGGCGGAAUCGUCAAAGAAUUCGAUCGUCCCCGGCAAUAAUGCUUACGUUACCUAUUUAAUUACCACAAAAACGAAUAUUUCCGACUACGGGGGAUCCCAGUUUAGCGUUAGAAGAAGAUUUAGGGAUGUGGUCACUUUAUCCGAUCGGUUGAGUGAAGCUUAUAGAGGAUUUAUUAUUCCUCCGAGGCCGGAGAAGAGCGUAGUUGAGAGCCAAGUGAUGCAGAAGCAGGAAUUUGUGGAGCAGAGGAGAGUGGCAUUGCAGAAAUACUUGAGGAGACUCGCCGCGCAUCCUGUUAUCAAGAAGAGUGAUGAAUUGAGGGUGUUUCUGCAGGUGCAAGGGAGGCUUCCGUUGCCCACAAGUGUAGAUGUUGCGUCAAGGAUGCUGGAUGGCGCGGGGAAGCUGCCAAAGCAGUUGUUUGGCGAUUCGAGGAGUGUGAUGGGUCCCCAGGAUGUGGUGCAGCCUGCUAAAGGUGGGAGAGAUUUGUUGAGAUUGUUUAAGGAGUUGAAGCAGUCUGUGGCAAAUGAUUGGGGUGCUUCGAGGCCUCCUGCUGAGGAGGAGGAUAAGGAAUUUUUAGAUAAGAAACAAUGGUUGCAUGAUCUUGAGCAGCAUCUCACUAAUGCCUCGAAACAGGCUGAAGCACUUGUUAAAGCACAACAAGGUUUAUCUGACACAAUGGGUGAAUUAGGGCUAGCAUUUAUUAAGUUGACAAAGUUUGAGAAUGAGGAGGCUGUAUUGAAUACUCAAAGAGUUCGUGCUGCUGAUAUGAAAAGUCUAGCAACUACAGCUGUUAGAGCGAGUAGAUAUCAUCGAGGAUUAAAUGCACAGACUGUGAAGCACUUGGAUACUCUUCAUGAAUAUCUGGUGCUAAUGUUAGCUGUGCACAAUGCAUUCUCUGAUCGUUCAAGUGCUUUAUUGACGGUGCAAACCCUUCUUUCAGAAUUAUCUUCUUUGCACUCGAGAGCGGAAAAACUUGAAACUGCAUCAUCCAAAAUAUUUGGUGGUGACAAGUUAAGAAUCCGCAAAACAGAGUUGAAGGACACUAUUAGAGUCACUGAGGAUGCUAAAGGCUGUGCAAUCAGAGAAUACGAGCGCAUCAAGGAAAAUAACAGAUGCGAAAUUGAAAGGCUAGACAGUGAAAGGAGGACCGACUUUGUAAAUAUGUUGAAAGGAUUCGUGACCAAUCAGGUUACUUAUAUGGAGAAAAUUGGAAUCGAGUGGACAAAAGUUGCAGAGGAGACCAAUAGAUACGCAAAGGAGACUGCAUGAAUUGGGUCCAGCUUACUAUUAUGUUUUCUUUUGGCAUUUUUGUCCUCUUUUAGCACAAUGUUAACGGUCAAGUUCCCUAGUCGGAAAGAGUUAAAAAGAGUACACAAAGAAGAUACUGCAACUAACUAGUCCAUUCGUUAAAAUUACAUAUGCAAUAAUACCAGCGGGAGUAUUUUUCUUGCCUGUGAUAAUUGCAUUCAGGUUUGCGGAGGAUUGAGGUCGAUAAGUAAUGGUUACAAGCCACCUCAGAGUUUAUGAUAGAAACAUAUGCUUAUGUCCCCAUGACGGGCCAAGAAAAUGCUAGUUGCACGAAAGGCUAAUACGCUGCAGAGAUACAAGUUUAGCUCCUGGACUUAUCAAUUUCCAGGUUCUCUAUUAUCAUAACGAUGGAAGAACUGAAAAGUACAACUCCAUGCAGGUUGAUUGUUGAUUUUCAAAGCAAAGUAACCAGACAUGUAUAUGACAGAGUGUAUUCUUUGUGAAACGGGUUCUCCUUUUGGUA
Messenger RNA from Coffea eugenioides, 2606 nucleotides. Its product is annotated as sorting nexin 2B-like. The record is from RefSeq and is a predicted model, not a curated record. The transcript is spliced from 5 exons. Gene Ontology annotation, molecular function: phosphatidylinositol binding. NCBI's taxonomy places the organism in Eukaryota, Viridiplantae, Streptophyta, Magnoliopsida, Gentianales, Rubiaceae. The coding region runs from base 347 to 2104 and encodes 585 amino acids.